Molecule: messenger RNA, 617 nt
Organism: Antrostomus carolinensis (chuck-will's-widow)
Lineage: Eukaryota; Metazoa; Chordata; Aves; Caprimulgiformes; Caprimulgidae
Product: ras-related and estrogen-regulated growth inhibitor
Exons: 3
Molecular function (GO): GTP binding; GTPase activity
Source: RefSeq, a predicted model, not a curated record
CAUUGACUGUAAGAUUCAUCACCAGGAGAUUCAUUGGAGACUAUGACCCGACUCUAGAAAUGAUUUACAGACACAUGGCCAUCAUCGAUGGGGAGAUGGUGCACUUCGAGAUCCUGGAUACGGCAGGACAGGAGGAGGAUUCCCUGCAGAUAGAGGAGAAGAUCAAGUGGGGUGAUGGCUUCGCCGUGGUCUACUCGGUGACGGACAGGUGCAGCUUUGACGAGGUGAUGCGGCUGUGUUUCCUCAUCAACCACAUCCACUCGAGCCCCAAGCGCAGCAGCGGGGGCGACCAGCCCCCCGUCGUCAUCGUGGGCAACAAGAAGGACUUGCAGUUCGACAGGAUGGUGUCCACAGAGGACGGCGAAAACCUCUCCAAGGCCUUGAAGCUUCCUUUCUACGAGAUCUCCACCCGGGACAGCUAUGAAGAGACCGUGGGGGUGUUCAACACCCUCUACCAGGAGCUCAUGAGACAGGGACAUUUCUCCCCAGGCUCCUUCAAGAGGAGGACAGUGUCAAAGCUGAUGGAGAAGAUCCCUAAGAUGCAAGCCAGCUCCACCUUGAACUCAGCGGGCCGGAGCCUCAGCUUUAACUCCUUCAGGGACUACAUCCCAGAGUGA